Molecule: messenger RNA, 1407 nt
Organism: Mercurialis annua (annual mercury)
Lineage: Eukaryota; Viridiplantae; Streptophyta; Magnoliopsida; Malpighiales; Euphorbiaceae
Product: cytosolic sulfotransferase 18-like
Exons: 1
Coding region: 123-1094 (323 amino acids)
Biological process (GO): sulfation
Cellular component (GO): cytoplasm
Molecular function (GO): sulfotransferase activity
Source: RefSeq, a predicted model, not a curated record
UAUAUUUUCAUCCUAUCUUAUCAACAAUUUCUGAUUUAAAAGGUAGAGUUGCCAAUGUUUCAUUUCACUUGUACAUUGUGAUUCAAAAUAGUUUCUGAGAUUACCUACUUACAAAUCUUUCCAUGGAAUCAUCUUCAUCCUUGAAAAACAGUGAUGAUAUUUCUGUAUCCGAAACAAAUCAAUAUAAAGAAAUCCAACUCUCAAACCUUGAACAGAAAAAAAACUGGCACCCAGCUCAAAACCUCCAUUUAUUCAAAGGCUUCUGGUUCUACCCAACCGAGUUAGAAGGCCUAAUUUCAUCUCAAGAACAAUUCAAACCUCAACCCAACGACAUAAUCCUCUGCAACUAUCCAAAAUCCGGCAUGACGUGGCUUAAAUCGCUGUGUUACGCCAUUAUGAAAAGAACCCAAUUCACCGAUUCCACCGCAAAUCGUUUACUCACUGAGUUACCCCAUAACAUCGUACCAUUCCUCGAGACACCAGUUCAUAACGAUCUUCCAUUAUGGGCCACACACAUUCCUUUUACUUUACUUCCAAAUUCCAUCGUUAAAUCUAACUGCAAAUUUAUUUACAUCUGCAGGAACCCUAAAGAUGUAUUAAUUUCGUUAUGGCAUUUCAUUGCCACCAUCGGCGGGUCUGAAACGAUUCCGUUAGAAGAAGCGUUUCAGAACUUCUGUGACGGAGUUUCUGCUUUUGGACCUCAUUGGGAUCAUGUACUGAGUUACUGGGAAGCGAGUUUGAAAUAUCCUGAGAGGGUGAUGGUUAUUAAAUAUGAAGAUCUUCAGGCUGAUACGUGUGAGUUGGUGAAGCGAGUUGCUGAGUUCAUGGGCUGUGGGUUCUCUGUGGAGGAAGAGAGGAGCGGGUUAGUGGAGCGAGUUGUGGAGCUGUGUAGUUUUAAGAGUCUGAGUAAUUUGGAAGUGAAUAAGAGUAAGAAAUGUUUUGAUAUAUGGCCGAUUAAAUUUGAGAACCGUGCAUUUUUUAGGAAGGGUGAGGUUGGGGAUUGGGAGAAUUAUUUGACUGGUGAAAUGGCUACGAAGUUGGAUGAAAUUGCAGGGAUGAAGUUUGGUGGCUCUGGAUUAAGCUUUACCUGCUAGCUAGCUUUCUCUAUAUAUUUGCAUGUUUAAUUUCGGAAUAAUCUAUUUACGAGUCCCUAAACUAUACAUGUUUUGUUUAUCUGGUACUUAAUUUUUUUUAUCCUUAUCUAAUCUGAUCCUUUAACUAAAUGAAAACGCAUUUUCAAGUUCUAAAUAACAGAAACGACGUUGUUUUGUUAUUUUCGAAAGUGCAAAUUGUUACUCUAAAUGACGUCAUAUUUAUAGAUCAGUGACUGAAAAAUAAUUUUUCAAUAAGUUGAAAGAUCAGAUAAAGAUAAAAUAUAGUUUAAGAACCAGAUAAACAAAACAUAUG